AUGAAAACAGAAAUACGCGUUGACGGAGGCCGUUUUCGGCUGGACAAGAAAAUCGGAAACGGCUCCACUGGAUGCGUCCUUAGAGGAACUGACCUGAAGACAAACGACGCAGUGGCCAUCAAAGUAGAGUCACAGGAGCGCCGUUCACAUCAUCUGCAACACGAGCGAGAGUGCUACGAAGAGAUGGCCGGCGAGUUGGGCAUUCCUCGCGUGCGCUGGUUCGGUCAAGAGGGCGACUACAACGUCCUGGUGAUGGACCGCGUCGGCGAGAACCUCAAUGAACUUCUGCAGGACUGCAGUGGAAAGUUUUCCCUCCGUACGGUGCUCAUCCUUGCUGGUCAAAUGAUUUGCCGCCUCGAAUCGCUGCACCGGCACGGCCUGGUGCACUGCGACGUCAAGCCGAGCAACUUUGCCGUCGGUCGUGGCGCCCAGGGCAACUGCAUCUUCCUCAUCGACCUCGACCUCGCCCGUCGCUACCUGGACCCAGCCACGGGGGCGCACAUUGACCAAGCGAAGACCAGCUACGCCGGCACAGACCGCUUUGCCAGUCGAAACACUCUCCGCUGCAUUGCUCCGAGCCGCCGAGACGACCUGGAGAGUCUCGGCUACACGCUUCUCUACUUCCUCAAGGGCAGCCUGCCUUGGCAAAGUUUGGGCAAGCGGUACUACAACAGCGAUGCAAAGCGGCGAGAGAUCUGCCGCCUAAAGAACAACCCGGGAACGCUGAAGCAGCUGCUACAGGGGGCGCCGCCCCUCUUCUCUACCUACCUCAACUACGUGCGCAACCUUGCCUUCAGGCAGGAGCCGGAUUACGCCUACCUGUGUUCUCUCUUUUGGGAGCAUUUUGAGCAGCGGCAGUUCUCCUACGAAGAUCUCUGGGACUGGGAUCACCUGGCGAUGAUGGAGAACACCGACCUGCAGGCGGUCACUGAGGAGGACAUUGACUGGACCAGUCGCAGCUACCGACGGUCGCACGUUCUUGAGGCGCUGGGAAAGUGUACAGAAUCUGCAACUACCACUGCUGUUUCGGAGACUACUGCAGUUGAAGGUGCUAAGGAGAAUGGCGAUUCCACCACUUUGGAGCCACAGAUUAUUCCCCUUACCUAUGAAACACUGCAGGAGCUGCUUUAG
Rhagoletis zephyria (snowberry fruit fly) is the source of this 1131-nucleotide messenger RNA. The record is from RefSeq and is a predicted model, not a curated record. NCBI's taxonomy places the organism in Eukaryota, Metazoa, Arthropoda, Insecta, Diptera, Tephritidae.